Molecule: messenger RNA, 1467 nt
Organism: Zygotorulaspora mrakii
Lineage: Eukaryota; Fungi; Ascomycota; Saccharomycetes; Saccharomycetales; Saccharomycetaceae
Gene: BYE1
Product: Bye1p
Exons: 1
Coding region: 1-1467 (488 amino acids)
Biological process (GO): DNA-templated transcription
Cellular component (GO): nucleus
Molecular function (GO): RNA polymerase II transcription regulatory region sequence-specific DNA binding
Source: RefSeq, a predicted model, not a curated record
AUGUCCUUACGUCGAUCCAAUAGGUCUAACAAAGGUACAAAUAAAUAUAUGGAAGCUUUAUUGAGGGAAGAGCAGGAACAACAAAACGCACAGGAUUCAUAUGUUACAGAGAAAGACGUGAAAAUAGCUAAUGAUGGCGAUGCCGAGUAUCAGAACGAAGACGUCCAGGAGAAUCAUGAUGACGAUUUCAUUGAUGACGCUGAGGAUACUGAUUUUCGCGGGACUAGAGCUAAGAAGCGUCAUCGAACAGCACCAAAUAAAACAAAUAUAGGCGUGAAAACGAAUAAACGGAUCAAAAAAGAUACGGGAACGCACGCCGACAAAGAUUUGAAACUGAGACAAAAUGCGAAGAAACUGUUCGCUGAUCUUUUCGCUAAAUUCAUAAUACCCGACACUGUGAAUGCCAACGUCUACACGUUGCAAGCUGAGACAUCUGUGGAUUUGUUGACGGAAAAGCUGUCUAGGUCUCUGGAAGAAGAACUUUAUAAUGCCUGUUUUGAUAAGGAACUGAACCAAUUGAACAGAUAUUAUGCUGAAAAAGUGAGAAUACUGUAUUCCAAUAUAAAAGAUCCAAAAAAUUUGACCCUAAAAGAUCAUAUUAUCAAUGGGAAGAUUGCUUUUGCGAACUUAGUCAGAAUGAAUACGUCUGAAUUGGCUAAUCCAGAUCUACAGCAUUUCAAAGAAGAAAUCGAUACAAAAUCGCUUAACAAGCUGAUUAUUGAACCGCCAACCGAAAAACCCAGAUGGAUAAAAACCCACAAAGGGGAAGAAUUGGUUGAAGCACAAGACGAGUUUAAACCUGAAAAUGAUAUAAUCUUUGAAAGAGAUAACAUCAUGGGCCGCGGACGUAACAGUGAAUUCAUGAAAGUAGAAGAAGAAAAGCAUGAAGGCGGCAGCGGCAUCCUUGAGGAACCAUCAGAAGAACCGUUGCUCCUAUCGCCGAAAGGUGAGGUGCAUCAACACGUCUCUGAUGACAAUAUAACAAAGGCUACAAGCCAAUCAAUGGAAGUCAUUGUUUCUUAUCCAGAAAUCAAUAAUGAGUUUGCUGGUGCUGUGAAGUAUCUAGGUUCAUCCAAAGAACUUAAGGAAAACCCUUACAUGACAGCAUUAGGUGAUGGUCGAUUAAAUGUUGAAGGUCGACUAUCUAAAGGUAGAGUAUUGAGCUACUUGAAUGAGAUGAAAUCCAUAAGAAACUUUUUACUGUUUUCAAUAAAUCCGAAUAAAAGUAAAUCACCAGUAUCAGAAGAAAACUUCAUCUCAUUACAUGAUUUUCUAAUAAAAAAUGAAAAGGUAAUAGGCAUUGAGUGCAAAAAAAAAUAUGAAAAGAACAUCUACUUAAUCCCGACAGAAUACAUUGGUCAAUCUAUUAUUAUGGGGAGCGUAAUGAGUAGUGAUCUGUCAAAAAAUGUCGUCGAAGAUAGUACAAAAUUGUUUAUGCUGAUUGUGAUCAAACCUGAACUCUUGUAA